This is a messenger RNA of Melanaphis sacchari, 2379 nucleotides long. Its product is annotated as nose resistant to fluoxetine protein 6-like. The record is from RefSeq and is a predicted model, not a curated record. The coding region runs from base 62 to 2326 and encodes 754 amino acids. Gene Ontology annotation, molecular function: acyltransferase activity, transferring groups other than amino-acyl groups. Lineage: Eukaryota; Metazoa; Arthropoda; Insecta; Hemiptera; Aphididae. The transcript is spliced from 13 exons.
AAUAUAAUAUUUCUUUAAGCAAUUUUACAUUAAAAAUCAGGGGAUAAAAAAAUAAUAAGUCAUGAUGUUUAUGCAAUCGCUGUUGCGAUGGUCGAUAUCUGCAACCAUGUUAUUGACACUGGUGUUGAUUGAGUCCAAUGGUCAAGUUCGUCAGGACAGUGAUGGUCUCUUGCUUCAAACAAAGUCAACACAAUUCUCUGUACGCAAUGGUUCCGGAUUGGAGUUCGAUGGUGACCGAAAUGAUAAGUCACUGCAGGAUAAGGAUAUUUUCUCCAAUUCAUGGGUGUCUGAUUUGUUUUACCGUGCAUUAGCCAAUUUUACAAUACAGGGAGUGGGCAGCACCGCUUGUCAGCGACAAGUGGAUAUGUACGUUAAACAUUUAUGGAAUUACACGAAUUGGGCGGUCAGAAUGCAAGAGUCUUGGAAUCGGUAUCCAGUUGGUAUAUUGAUAGGCAACAAAUAUCAUAUGGGAAUUUAUGAUGAAUGCGUCAACGUGCAUUAUCCAGUUAGGGGACAGUAUUGUUUGUCUGAAAUAGAUUUGAUUCCGUCAGAGGAGAAAAAUUACAGCUUAUAUAAUGUAACAGAAAACUUUAACGAUGCGACUAACAAUAGUGCAUGGAAAACAAUACUCGAGUGGGUCGAUACUCCAGAUCAAAUCAAACGAAACAGUUUGAAUUUAGGAAUAUGCAUACCAGAUUCUUGUUCGGCGUCAGAUCUACAAAUGUCGUUGCAAAACAAAUUGGACAGAUCGUUUUUGUCGGAAAAGUUCAAAGCUAUCGUUAAAGUGGAUCCAAUAAUGUGUACUGUCAGUGGAGAUAUGUAUCCUUACAACACGAUGUAUUAUGUAACCAGUGCAUUUUUUGUAGUAUUAAUAUUGAUCUGUUGUGGUAUGACCGUAAUUCAUUUUUUAAGACUAUCGCAUAAUCAAAAUAAAAAUAUUGUUGAUGAUUCAUUUUUCAUUUCGUUUUCAUUUAUCAAGUCUGGCAAAACAUUGUUGUACUAUGAUAAAAACAACAAAUCGAAUAUACUUAAUGGUUUUAAAGUGUUGACCAUGAUAUUCAUUUUAUUAGGUCACAGAAGUUUUUAUUUUAUAGGAAGUCCUAUGAGUAAUCCUAAAGUACUAGAAAAGAUAUACCAUAAUGGACCGGAUAUUUUCUUGACUAGUAUGAAUCUAGUAGAUCCAUUUUUCUACAUUAGUGGUUUUAUCAUGUACUUAACAGUCUCUCGGGUACUCUCAAAAACUGGACUAGCGUGGAUAAAAACGGUUAUCAACAGAAUAUUAAGACUGUUACCGGCUUAUUGCGCGACGAUAGCGAUCACAGCCAAUAUCUUACCGCACCUGGGUGACGGGCCGCUGUGGCCCCAAAAAACUUGGAUCGAAGCCGAGACUUGUAAAAAAUAUUGGUGGAUUAAUUUGUUAUUUAUAAAUAAUUUAAUUGAUGCCAAGUACCAAUGCCUUAUAGCGAGCUGGUACAUAUCGUGCGACGUUCAGUUUUUCAUAAUUGGAGUAUUUAUAAUUUAUGUUUACACAAAGAACAAUAAAUACGGAAUUAGAUUGCUUGCUACUGUAGUUAUUUUAUCGAUAUUUAUACCAUUUAUAAUUACGAUUUUGACGAAAAGCGAAGGAAUACUUAAAAUACACAUUCCAUUUUUAGAAAAUCCUAGAAAUUCUAUAGAUUUUAAUGAAUCUUACAGAGCAAGUUACAUGCGAGCCACGCCUUUUUUUACCGGGUUGGCAAUGCACUUUAUUGUCGAAAAAUUGAUAGAGAAGAAAAUUAAAUUUUCACUGACUACUGUCUACAGCAGCACACUCAUUGUAACUGUGAUCUGUUUGUGGAUUCAGUAUUACGGGGCAAUAUUUUAUGAUAGACAAAGGCCUUAUUAUGUAUUAGAACAAGCUCUAUAUUUGACUUUCAGCCAUUGUACUUGGACUGUAAUAAGUGUGUGGGUUACUAUUUUCAAUUAUACAAGCAGUUACGGUUUUCUAGAGAAAAUAUUUAAUAACAGAUUUAUUGUACCCGUUGGGAGAUUAUCAUACUCCGUUUUAUUAAUAAACCUAAUCGUUAUGGCUAUGUCACAGGGUUCACAAAGAUCGCCCAAUUUUCUAUCAUUUAUAUCAUUGUUGGAUGCUGGAAUAUGCGGUAUAUUUAAAACUUAUUUGAUCAGCUUACUAUUAUACUUUGUCGUCGAAGCGCCGUUUGAUGAUUUGACUAAACGGAUGAUUUGGGGAAAGAAUGAAAGAAAAAAAUCGCCUUUAUGGAAAAAAGUACAAAAUGAAAAAUCAACAAUUGAAGGAAGUUCGAAUUUAGGUAUUACUAAUGUAUAAUAAGUUAUAAGUGGUUACAUCUUAUAAAAAGUUUAAUAUAUAAGUACUAUGUA